AUUCAUCUACAAUUAAGAAAGCUGGUGCAGGAGUUCAAAGUCCCUUUCUGCAGAAAACUCCUCAAAGUCAGCAUGAUCUUCAGACCUGGAGCUUGAACUCAAGUGAAGACCUUUGCUGAACCGUUAGAGCUUGCCCAACAGAAUGUUUAUUUGCUGUGUGGACAAGGUCUCACUAUAGACCGAGUUGGCCUUGAGCUCAGAAGAUCUACCUGCCUCUGCUUUCCUGAGUGCUAGUUUUUUUUUUUUUAAAGUAUUUUGUUAUAAUCCCUUCAAGUUGGACAGAUACUAUCUAGCAAAAGGAUUAUAGAACUAGAGAGACUCAAUUUUCAACAAAACACUUGAAGGUGUGGCCAGGAGAUAAGGAUGGAAUUCUGGGACAGAUUCCUCUUUAACUUAUCAGCAGCUCCAUCAGCAGCAGAGGAUUAGAAGGAAAGACUAACUAGAAGCUGUGGCUCUUUCCUGACCCGUCAAUACCAUGAUUCCUCUUCACGUCUUCAUUUCAGGACUCAUACUGCUUCUCCCAGGUGCUGUGGAGUCUCACACAGUGCAGGGGCUGGUGGGACACUCUGUCACACUUCCGUGUAUUUAUUCCACACAUCUUGGUGGAAUCGUUCCCGCGUGUUGGGGCCAAGGCGAAUGCCACCAUUCUUAUUGCAUAAGGACACUUAUCUGGACCAAUGGAUAUACGGUUACACAUCAGAGGAGCAGUCGAUACCAGCUAAAGGGGAGUAUUUCAGAAGGAAAUGUGUCCUUGACGAUAGAGAACACUGUUGCGAGUGAUGCUGGUCCCUAUUGCUGUGUAGUGGAGAUACCUGGAGCGUUCUAUUAUGUGGACUAUUCGUUGGAGGUUAAACCAGGAAUUCCCACAAGUCCUCCAACAAGACCAGCAACUACAGGAAGACCCACGACUGUUUCAACAAGAUCCACACAUGUACCAACAUCAACAGGAGUCUCUACCUCUACGCCUCCAACAUCAGCACACACACAGACUCACAAACCAGAGACCACAACAUUUUAUCCAGAUCACACAACAGCUGAGGUGACAGGAACCCCAUCCUAUACUCCUGCAGACUGGAAUUACACUGUGACAUCCUCAGAUGACUCUUGGAAUAAUAACACUGAAGCAAUCCCGCCACGGGAGCCAGAGAAAAGCCUGACUAAGGGCUUCUAUGUUGGCAUCUCCAUUGCAGCCCUGCUGAUAAUGAUUCUUCUGAGCACUGUGGUUAUCAUCAGGUACAUGGCUAUGAAAAAGAAGUCAGGAUCUCUGAGCCAUGGGUGUCAAGGAACUAAUUUUGUAGACCAGGCUGCCCUUGAAUUCAGAUCUGCCCGCCUCCCUUCCUGAGAGCUAAGUUGGACUGGACCAUCACCACCAGGCAAGACCUUUUCUUGCUAUCAUUACUUCACAGAGAUAUUUGCUGCAAUUUGCCUUUCCUAACAUUUAUGUCAAGACAGGAACAGAAGAUCCCUGAAGAUUCAAAUUAGAAUUCUAAUCUCCCCUAGGCAGAUGCUGAAAUGUAAAUUUUGUAUCACGGAGCUGAAUGAGUAUCUUUUUUGCUCUAUCCACUCUUGUUUUAUUCAAUGAUUUCUUUCUUUGAGUACCUAUUCUAUUAAAAACUGAAGUAUAUCACAGGGUAUAUAAAUGAGUAGACAGGUCCUUUUAGGUGCUGUUAGGCAAGUAAGGUGGAGAUGACAGGGCUGGGUGGAGGGCUCUUUGAGGAAGUCCAAGAAGAGCAGGAGAUUUAGAGGAAGUUUGUAGUAACACCCAUUAGAAGGACUGGGUCCAAGCCUCACGUUGUUAGAUGAGUCGCGUAGGUAUGAUGCCUGUCUAAGAGUAACAAUAUUAAUUUCAAAUUU
Mastomys coucha (southern multimammate mouse) is the source of this 1854-nucleotide messenger RNA. Its product is annotated as T-cell immunoglobulin and mucin domain-containing protein 2-like. Bases 476 to 1342 code for a protein of 288 amino acids. The transcript is spliced from 9 exons. The record is from RefSeq and is a predicted model, not a curated record. Gene Ontology annotation, molecular function: virus receptor activity; phosphatidylserine binding. Gene Ontology annotation, biological process: phagocytosis, engulfment; positive regulation of mast cell activation. Gene Ontology annotation, cellular component: cell surface. Lineage: Eukaryota; Metazoa; Chordata; Mammalia; Rodentia; Muridae.